AUGGACGUGUCCUUGGACCUCAGAUCCCUGUGCCGAACCUCCGUGCCAGAGAGGCUUGAAGAGAGACCGGCAGAAAGACGGCACAGAGAUGUGCGGCAGCAGAUCCGAGGGACCAGCACGGGCCAGAGCAGGGGCUCCCCGGCCCACGGAACGGGAAAGCUGUGCGCCUUUGGGCAGGGGGCUUGCUGGCGGAUUGGGGUCACCUAUCGGCAGAGCUGGAAAGGAGGCCAGCCGAGGACGGCCCGCCAGGUCCUUUCGCGCUUCCCCGGAGCACAGGGCGAGGCUGGGGGAGGUGUCCCAGUGGAGGGGGCUGGCAAGCCCUCUGCUGGAGAUGGAGACCCCAUCAGCCGGCGCCGAUCGUGUCGGCGGGAGGUGUCCCCACGUGAUGAGUCGUAUCCUGGGCCCGCGUCCCGCGUGGCCGGGGCCGGCCAGGCGCCUCCCUUCUGCCCCACAGAGAUGAUGGCCAGCAGGGCAGACCUUGGAGUCAGCUGCAGCCUCCGCCUGCCGGGUGUUCUCAGGCCGGCUGUGCCCCUUGCGGCCUCCUCGUUUUAUGAGGUGGAGGCCUCGGCCCCUGUGUGCUCCGUCUGGAACCCCAGCCAGGACCGUUUCCACAAACUGGCCGCCAACCCCGUGUGGACACCCGACAUGAACACUGUCAUCUGGCAGGCGGCGCCCGUUCGGCUGGGGAAACUGAGUCCUGCCUGGGGGCGCCGCGAACUGGAGUCGGCGGUGCAACCUGAGGGUCUGGGCAUCCGGCGCCCCCGGGGCCGAGCGCUUGUGGGUCGUUCUCCGGCGCGGAGGAGCCGCCGCCCGGUUCUCCAGGGCGCAGCGCGCGCACAGCCGCUGGGGCCACGGGCUGCGUGCUGCCUGGGCGGAGAGGAGAGCCGGUCCGCCGACUCCUGCGCCCUUUCCUCCGAGCCUGCCUCGGCACAGACUGCGGCGUGGCCCUUGGCCAUGGUGCAGAAACGAAUCCGGGACAGCGCUUCCCUGGGGGGCUGCGGAGGGGGUGUGCAUUCAGCCAGCGCUUACUGUGUGCGCGGGGCCUGGGGGAGGGGCACGUCCGGGCCUGCUCCCCUGGGGACAGGCCCCCUGCCAGCUCCCCGGGGGCAGUGCCUGCAGUUGGACCUGGGAGUGUGGCUGCGAGCAAGUGCCAGGGGUGUCCCUGGGGGUGCAAGUGUGUCGCAGCCGCAGGCGGCCCCCGGCGCCCUGGAGAAGCGGUCCACGGCCGUGCUGUGCAACACCUGCGGGAACGCGUGCAAGGGCGAGGUGCUGCGCGUGCAGCACAAGUACUUCCACCUCCAGUGCUUCGUCUGCAAGGGCUACGACGGGACAGCCCUGCAGGCAUCCGUCCACGUCUGCGGCGCCACCUGCCCUGCACCCCCGCAGCGAGGCCGGCCUCCAAGGCGGUGCCCCGGAUCUCAGCGCAGUCCGCCUUGCACCGCGGCCACGGGGCUGGCCUCUGCAGCACCUCUGGGGAGAAGGGCCCGAGGGAGGACUGGGAUGGCCCACAGCAGGCACAGUUCUCUGAAGAGGUGGCGUGGGUCCACCCACCAGCCAGAGAGGACCAUCUGUCGCAGCCGGGACCAGGUGUUUGGAAGCCCUCCGCUGUGGGAUGGUCGCGGGGGCCGCUCCGACUUCCCGCUCAGCACCGUGCGCUGGAUGAGUAUGUGGGGUGGGCGUGGCGCGGAGGGCAGGUGGCGGAAGGCUACAGAUGAGCACGUGGGCCGUGGGGGUGGCCGUGGGGGUGGCCGAGGGGGUGGCCGUGGGGGUGGCCGUGGGGGUGGCCGAUCAGCAUCCAGCAGUGAGGCCGCAGAGGCCAGGUCAACCAGCUCGUCUCCAAUCCAGGGGCCCCGGAAGGACGUGACUCCACUUCUGAUGGGGGGCCGGGGGGAGCACGUGGACCCUCGGCGUGAGGCUGAGGCCUCACAGAGCCAAGUCUCUGUCUUUGCUGUGGGCACAUUGUGGCUGCCCUUUCCACCGGGGGACCGAGUGACCUUUAAUGGGAAGGAAUGCCUGUGCCAGAAGUGUUCCCUGCCCGCAUCGCUGGGCAGCAGCGCCCACCUGUCCCAGGGCCUGCGGAACUGCGGUGGCUGCGGGUCCGAGAUCAGGAGCGGCCAGUCCCUGCUGGCGCUGGGCAAGCACUGGCAUCUGGGCUGCUUCACCUGCAAGGCCUGCGGGGAGCUUCUGAGCGCGGAGUACAUCAGCAAGGACGGGCUGCCUUACUGCGAGGCUGACUACCACGCCAAGUUCGGCAUCCGGUGUGACGGCUGUGAGAAGUUUAUCACCGGCCGGGUGCUGGAGGCGGGGGAGAAGCACUACCACCCUGAGUGUGCGCUGUGCGUCAGGUGUGGCCGCAUGUUUGCUGAGAGCGAAGAGAUGUACCUCCAAGGUUCUUCCAUCUGGCACCCUGCGUGCAGACAAGUGGCCAGGACUGACGACAAAGCCAAGGCCAAGCUCGGUGACGAGGUCCUCGACUACCGGGACCUGGCUGCCCUGCCCAAGAACAAGGCCAUCUACAACAUCGACCGCCCUGACAUGAUCUCCUACUCUCCCUACAUCAGCCACUCCGUGGGCGACCAGCAGAGCUACAGCGAGGCAGAGCAGGAUGACCGGUCGUACAAACAAUGCCGGACCUCCAGCCCCAGCUCGGCGGGCUCCGUCAGCCUGGGGCGCUACACCCCGCCCUCGCGGUCCCCACAGCACUACAGCCGCCCAGCUGGUACUGUGAGUGUCGGUACCAGUGCCUGCCUCUCCCUGUCCCGACACCCAAGCCCCACCUCCGUGUUCCGACAUCCCUACAUCCCCUACUUCAGAGGCAGCGAAAGUGGCCGCAGCACCCCCAGCCUCUCUGUGCUCUCGGACAGCCGGCCGACUCCCUCCACCUACCAGCAGGCGCCACGCCACUUCCACGUCCCAGACACCGGCGUGAGGGAUAAUAUCUACCGGAAGCCCCCCAUCUACAAACAGCACGCGGCGAGGCGUCUGGACGGCGAGGACGGGGGCUUCGACCAGGACAGCAGGAAGAAGACCAGCUGGCUGACCCUCAAGGGGGAUGCGGACACCAGGACGAACUCCCCGGAGCUGGACAGCCAGUCCCUGUCACACAGCAGCGGCACAGACAGAGAGCCUCUCCAGAGACUGCCAGGUGACAGCUCUUACUCAC
Molecule: messenger RNA, 3163 nt
Organism: Orycteropus afer afer
Lineage: Eukaryota; Metazoa; Chordata; Mammalia; Tubulidentata; Orycteropodidae
Source: RefSeq, a predicted model, not a curated record